CCGUCCGCCAUCUUCAGCCCGCAGAGCCGCCGAGCAGAUCCUUCCUCUUGGACAGCUGUCUCAUUUGCAUAGGGCACGUGACUUAUCUUCCACCAGUCGCCGCGGCUGGAUCGUCCCCCUUUUACGUCGAUGACGUAAAACCAUAACAAAAUAUCGCUGCCUUCAAAUGCUGUCAGAGUAAUUUUGCUCCAAGGCUUAAAAACUCAUGGCCGCACAACGUUAUAACGUGUUGUGUCGACAAUAGCGUGUGAGCGAUGUCAACAACAAUAUUUUUUUUUAUUUUCGUAUUAUAUGACUAUGCUUGUAUUUGAACAACAAACUCAAUGCCUCACUGCACUGUUAUCCAUUGAAUUCGGCCACAUGCUUUAAAAUCACACGAUAAGUAGCCCACUCAUCAAAAACAUGAUUUUAUUACAGAGUUAAUUGUUGUGUUUUCUAAUUUUGAAGGCGACUUUUUAAAAUGUUUUAUUAAUGCCAUGCCUGCAUUGAAUUGUCUGAACUUCGAGCUGAGUGGGAAGCUGUAGCUGAGACACUUGAAUGCAACAUGCGUCAUAAGGUUAAAACUCCAGAGAGAGAGAUCUCCCUCCGCAAUGUUAACCACCGGAGCGUUUCCCACUACCCAAUAAAAAGCCAGCUGGGGAAAAUAAUUAAAAACAUAAAGAAGAUCAACUUUGAAAAUAUAUUUGAGUGAGUGAGCCACAGCUGCAGCACCGAGGGGGAGCUUAUCAGAAACCCUUGAACCUAACAUCUGUGAACCAGAACCGCAGAUAUUCAAGCAGCUCCGUGACAAGAGACCAGACACAUUUUGAUUACAGGUUUUUAUGGAGACUAUUUUGAACUGCAACCCGGAGGACUUGGAGGAUUACUACGGGCUAUUGGGAUGUGAUGAAUUGUCGUCGACUGAACAGAUUCUCAAUGAAUACAAGAUCCGAGCUUUGGCAUGUCACCCAGACAAACACCCAAACAACCCAAGAGCAGUGGCCGAUUUCCAAAACCUGCAGGAAGCCAAAGAGGUUUUAUGCAAUGAAACCAAAAGGAAAAACUAUGACCUUUGGACAAGAAGGGGAGUUACUAUUUCUUUUCAUGACUGGCAAUCCUUGAACGACUCUGUUAAAACGUCAAUGCACUGGGCUGUGAGGAAUAAGAAGGAACCAAUGUUGGAGGCUUCAAAUGCAGGAAUCUCUGUCACUCAAGCAGACGACCUCCAUUCUGACCAAGAAGCUCCGAGGAUCUCUUCAUAUGAGGCUGUGCCUUCCGCAAGUGAUUACUGCCAUCGACGUUUCCGUUGGGCUGCUGAAACCCCAUCUAGUAUGCUGCAGAAGUUUAGAAAUUAUGAAAUAUAAACACAUAUACAGUUUAAUUUAGUUCAAAGGUGUGUGUUUUCGUAUCUUGUUGUUGUGACAGUUGGGACCCUGUUGAUUGUUGUAUAAAAUGUGUGAAUAUGGUCUGCUGUUAGUCACUAAAGUUGUUGUUUUUGUGAGCUAAAAAAUACAUGUCUGUUGCAAGUGUCAAAUGAUUUGUCAAGCACAAAUCUGCAUAUGAGAUGAUGUGAAUAAUGUGCAAUUGUUAAUGUUCACUAACACACACAAUUAGAUAUGAUUGUGGAUUAAAGAGAGUACCCAUAA
Messenger RNA from Cyclopterus lumpus (lumpfish), 1625 nucleotides. RefSeq names its product DnaJ (Hsp40) homolog, subfamily C, member 12 (gene dnajc12). The record is from RefSeq and is a predicted model, not a curated record. The coding region runs from base 822 to 1343 and encodes 173 amino acids. The transcript has 5 exons. Lineage: Eukaryota; Metazoa; Chordata; Actinopteri; Perciformes; Cyclopteridae. Gene Ontology annotation, cellular component: cytoplasm.